CGCCCCGGCCCAGCUGCGGCGCGUGACGCUGGCCAAACCGCUCUGGUGGCCACCGCAGGCGGGCACAGGCAGCGGGGAUAUCGACUAGCUAGCGGCAUGGCGGCGGUGGGGCCGGCAGCAGGGCCAGCGGGGCCCGAGCCCAUGCCGAGCUACGCGCAGCUGGUGCAGCGGGGCUGGGGCAGCGCGCUGGCGGCGGCGCGGGGCUGCGCGGACUGCGGCUGGGGACUGGCCCGCCGCGGCCUGGCUGAGCACGCGCACCUGGCGCCGCCCGAGCUGCUGCUGCUGGCGCUCGGCGCGCUCGGCUGGACCGCGCUUCGCUCGGCGGCUACCGCGCGCCUCUUUCGGCCCCUGGCCAAGCGGUACCACCUCCAGCCUAGAGAUGCUGCCAAGAUGCCUGAGAGCGCCUGGAAGUUUCUCUUCUACCUGGGCUCCUGGAGCUACAGUACCUACCUGCUUUUUGGCACUGACUACCCCUUCUUUCAUGACCCACCAUCUGUCUUCUACGACUGGACACCAGGCAUGGCAGUGCCAUGGGACAUCGCAGCCAUCUACCUGCUGCAGGGAAGUUUCUACGGCCAUUCCAUCUAUGCCACACUGUACAUGGACACUUGGCGCAAGGACUCAGUGGUCAUGCUCAUUCACCAUGUUGUCACCCUGGUCCUCAUCAUCUCUUCCUACGCCUUCAGGUACCACAAUGUGGGCAUCCUUGUGCUCUUCCUACAUGAUAUCAACGACGUGCAGCUCGAGUUCACCAAACUUAAUAUCUACUUCAAGUCCCGUGGUGGCUCCUACCACGGGUUGCAUGCCCUGGCAGCAGACCUGGGCUGCCUCAGCUUCGGCUUCAGCUGGUUCUGGUUCCGCCUCUACUGGUUCCCGCUCAAGGUCCUGUAUGCCACGAGCCACUGCAGCCUGCGUUCUGUGCCUGACAUCCCCUUUUACUUCUUCUUCAACACACUCCUGCUGUUGCUUACCCUCAUGAACCUGUACUGGUUCCUGUACAUCGUGGCGUUCGCUGCCAAGGUGCUGAUGGGCCAGGUGCGCGAGCUGAAAGACCUGCGGGAGUAUGAUGCAGCGGAGGCCCAGGACCCCAAGCCCAGCAAAGCUGAGAAGCCGCUGAGGAACGGCCUGGUGAAGGACAAGCGCUUCUGAUCCCCUCGACCCCGCCCUGUCCCCAAAGAUCCAGCCACGCCCCCAGGGCCCUGGCUGAGCCCCACCCCUGGGGACUCUGGCCCUAACAAAUUCUGCUGCUCCUGGGCACAUCCAUUCCGGGCCACAUUCUCUGGGACCCUGCCAGACCCUUCAGCCCCAGCC
Nycticebus coucang (slow loris) is the source of this 1311-nucleotide messenger RNA. RefSeq names its product ceramide synthase 1 (gene CERS1). The transcript has 7 exons. Gene Ontology annotation, biological process: ceramide biosynthetic process. The record is from RefSeq and is a predicted model, not a curated record. NCBI's taxonomy places the organism in Eukaryota, Metazoa, Chordata, Mammalia, Primates, Lorisidae. The coding region runs from base 97 to 1149 and encodes 350 amino acids. Gene Ontology annotation, cellular component: membrane. Gene Ontology annotation, molecular function: sphingosine N-acyltransferase activity.